Messenger RNA from Patella vulgata (common limpet), 11279 nucleotides. RefSeq lists its product as uncharacterized. Bases 540 to 4907 code for a protein of 1455 amino acids. Gene Ontology annotation, cellular component: meiotic nuclear membrane microtubule tethering complex; cytoplasm; nuclear outer membrane. The record is from RefSeq and is a predicted model, not a curated record. Gene Ontology annotation, molecular function: actin filament binding. Gene Ontology annotation, biological process: nuclear migration. The transcript has 17 exons. NCBI's taxonomy places the organism in Eukaryota, Metazoa, Mollusca, Gastropoda, Patellidae.
UGAAUUUAGCAUGGAUUCCGCGUAUCGUUUGUGAAAAAAGUGAAUUUUACUUCAAUUGGAAAUAAUUAUCUGUGUACAAUCUGUGAAAUUGUUUGCAUAAACAUUAGAGGUUGGUGGUAGAAGCUGAUCAGGAAAAUUCAACGAUAGAUUUUUUAUUGGAUGCUAGUCUGAAAUAUCUCGGUAACCGUGCCAACCUCACACUCGAAGCUGAUGUAGAGAACCUUCGUUACUUGUGGCAAGUUUAUCGCAAGGAUCUGAAAAGCUUGGAUAAACAAGUCAACAGUGGAUUUAACCAGUGGUCAUCGGUUGAACAGGGAUUUAACGUUAAUCUGGCUCAAAGUCGAACAAAACAAAAACAACACUUGGAUGAACUCAGAACAACUGAGUUUGUCACCCACGAUAUCACCUCAAAGGAAAAUGCCCCGUCAAAGGAUUUAGCAUACACCCGUUUACAGGGAGGUUGCCCUAGUAGUCCGCGGAAACGCUUGUCGUACCAAGAACCAAAGGAGAACAGAGAUGAUAGGUCGGAGAAAUUGUUGAUGUCCCAAAACAAAGAUGGUGGAAAUGGUGACGAGAUUAGAGCAUUUAAUCUAGAAAAAAACAAGGCCGGAUCAGUCAAAGAAAACGAAACCCCUAGUCACCAUAGCAACAUGGAGCCUUUAAAGGAAUUACCCGUACAACCAAAUGUAAAUAUUGAGUCGGGGAGCAAAGUUCAAGAAAUAACAGUUAAAGUCGGACAAGAAAUUCUCGAUUUAGAUUUUCCAACAGGACCUAAGAGACGAAGAAUGAAUGAUGACAACUCUGGUAACCUUAGCAACAGAUCAAGUGUAGUAAGCAGUCGGUCAGGAUCCCCAAGUUUUCUCGAAUUAUUGGAAGACACAAAAAGUCGCAGCAGCACUCCUACAGGAACAGCCUCUCCAUGUCCUCAAACUCUGUCAGAAUUCAAGAAACGCUACAAGAAAGAUGCUCUCUGGAAGUCAAUCAAAUCUAAUUACCAGUAUUUGAUGGAUAAAGAAAUUAUAGAAGCAUGCAAGCUGACAGAGAACGAUCUGAUGAUGAAUGAACAAGAUUUUUCUGGGCAUCCCAAAGUUUCGUUUGCUGAAUUUCUUCAGCAGUAUCGGGAGCUCACUGAUUGGCUAUCUCAAGUUGAGACAGCCAUGACUAAAAAUGUUUCGAGUUUUUCAGAGAAAUAUCUAAAUCAGUCAUAUCAUGAGGAGAUGUUGGAAAGAUGUCCACGAAGGAAGCUGUUUAACGAUUACGCUAAACAACUUCAAGUUCGAUAUCCGGACAUGAAAGAGGAGAUUAAUGCCCGUCUGCAAUUCCUUAACAACCAGUGGGAAGAAUUGGAAAAUUUCAUAGCAACAAGAAAUGGCCAGCCUGAUAAAAAGACCAUGAUUAGAGAUUUGGAAAGUGAUCUGAAUAGUUUGAGACAGUCAUUGAAUACGAUAGAACAGCGCCUGCUACCAUUAACUGUGAAACCUGAUUGGACGGCAGAAACCAUAGAGACUAAACUUAAAGAACAUCAGGGGCUACAACGUGAAAUUGAAUCCAGAUCUAAAGUGGUGUCGGCCGUUCUCAAACUAAGCGGACGAUUGGAGAAUGAGUUUGAGUCCGACUCAGAAACUGAUGACGGCGAAUCGCGACAGUUGGUUGCUGUCAAUCUGGAACGUCGUUGGCAUGGUAUCUGGCUCUUGUCACUAGAAUGGCAGUGUCGUUUGGAAGAGGCUUUGAAUAAGAAAAAGGGUAUUUAUGGGUCUGGACUUGAUUUUGGAAACUUCCGGCUUCCAUGUUUGGAGGAAUCGUUUGCCAGUGAUAAUGGAAAGGACUCGACCAAUAGUAGCUAUGGAGAAUUCGAUGACAGUUUUAACUUUAUAAGUUGUCAGCGAGACGUGGUUGGAGACACCCCGAGCCCGACAGAUAUUGCACGAUUGUCGUUGGGAAAAUCCAGCUUCUUGGACAAGAGUAGCGGGGACAGCGCGAACAUAAGUGAGGCGGAGUCAAAGAUGGAGGAAUCGCUACAGAGUGGUGACAGCAAUGAAAUUAUCUCCAGUGAAGGAGAGGCAGAGAUCCUGCAACGAACGAAAAAUCGCAUUGAAAGCAAAGACGUAGGAUACAGUAGCGAGGGUCAUUCUAACGACGAAGCCGAGUUACUACGGUUACAGAUGUUAGAGGACCGUUACCAGGGACUUGUACAGGUAGCUAGUGACAGUCCGUUAGCCAAUGAGACGAUGAAGAUUACAGAUAGUUCAUUGAAUCCUGUUUAUUAUUUUAUGACAACAGUUGACGUCGAUUCGACAGAUAAAACGACCGAUAACGACGAGGUUGGUGACAACGAAAAAAUCAACCAAUUGAACGGCUUAAAGGAAUUUCAAGACGGAUUUGAUAUCUCUCCAAUGAAAAUGGCCCCCAAUUUGGAUAUUCUGAAGCAAGUCGACAAUGACGAUUUGUUGACGAUACCAGUUGUAACCAAUGGUAACCAUGUCAUUACAAGCGAACAGUCGGAAUCGGAUUACUGCAUUGAACCACAAGAAAAAAUAAAACUCUUGAUUGACCAGGCUGAGGAUUUAGUUCGAUCACCGAAGCCGUUUUUCCAUUCAACCCCUGAUAAGCAUGAAUUGAAGGUUCCCCAGAUUAAGCAGACGAUCCCGACAUCUCCUAGUAAACAGACGCAAACCCUGCCUAUAGAAAGUAGUAGCGUUGUUGAGACGUCCUGUGAUGCCAGUGGUGAGGAAACAGACAAUGAAAGUUCCUGUGAAGAAUUUUCCACUGCUUCUGAUGAUGGUGGCGAUGCCAUGGUCGAUAGCGUCAUUUGCUCAGAUUAUACGUCUGCUAGUCAAGAAAGUGUUUCUCUUCUCUCCCCUAUUUUACCCAUGGAUUCCGUGAAAUUGAGGAAUAAAACCCUCUCUCCACGCAAUGGAAAAGACAGACCCUGGAGUUUCAUGGAAGUGCAAGAAAUAAAACAGUUGAACGUGAAAAAGUUCUCAACAUCUGACGGUGCUAUCGAUAAAUUAACAAACAAUCUGUCUGACUCGGAUUCUCCCGGUACUCCUCAAUCGCGUAAUGUCGCUUUACGUCAAGGAAGCUGUUCAACAUUCCCCCGUCAUCGGACCAAAUCUCGGCAGACGCGUAGGAACUUCUCUUCAGAGUUCACGUCUUUACGUGGUGCCAAGCGAAAACUCCACUACCCUUCUUCGGAAUCCACCCUUUGUUGUGAAUCACAGACGGAUCACGUAGUGCCUUGUGUUAUAAGAACAGACGAUGAACUGACCCCGAUCAAUCAGAAGGAUAAUUUUGCGGAGUUAUUCGCUAAUGCAAUAUUAAAAGCCAGUAGUGGAAAUAGCAGUUUAAGUGAAUCUGACACAGAAACUUCUGAUGAAUACGAUACCGCUCCAUUAGAACCAUUUACGUCAGAAAAUGAAGAUGUUUUAAAUAGUACCGGUUCCUUCUCAGAAAACGCCUGGGAUAAUUAUCAGGCCCCUCUUUAUCCCACUGCUAGUGAGGACCCAACAGAAGAACCACUACACUGGGAACCAACGGAUGAAAUGGAAUUUGAUGACGAAUUCUGUAUUCCAAGUGGCAGCUUAAUCAAUAAUGUCAUGGCAACACAGACUAAUGCUCAGAAGAAAAAAGUUAAAAAUCUCCCUCCAAUCAACCAGUUUGAAGAUAGUGAUUCUGAUAUUGAUGAUUUUCAUCACAUUUUGGACCAAACUGAAUUACAGCUCAAGAAAGCGGAUCAAUCCUUGAAGAAAAAACGUAAAGAUGCAAUGGGUACUGGGUUACAUUUAAAUCCUUCCAAAUAUGCAGAAAUAUUGGCAACUUGUGAAACUAAUAAAAAUUGCUUGGAGAGUAUAUGUCAACAUAUGACCACGGAUGCCGUCACGGAAGCUGAUGUCAGCAAAAUACAAGAUUUAUUAUAUCAAUGGGAAAAACUACAGGCACUCGCUAUGGAAAGACAGACGCAAUCUCAGGAACUGUCUUCCAUGUUUAAUGAAAUGGCCGACAUGAAAGCUGAUCAACGUAAUGUUCAAGAGGCGCUCAAUCAGACAAGUUUCAGUUCUGCUGAGGAAUUAAGUGAUUCUAUCAGGGCUUUAAGUGGUCAUCAAAUAGUUUUAGAAAAUCAACAGUCCCAGUUGAUAACGUUGACAGAAUCUGUUAAAUUAUUCAGUGAAGAUUAUCCUUCUAUAAAUGUCUGUAAAUACCAUAACGACAUCGCUGACAUCGGAGAAACUAACACAGAAUUAUACAAAUGUGUUUGUCGUCAAGUGACGGAGCAGCAAGAGAAACUAGGUUUAUGGUUGGAAUAUCUGGAUAGUCGUAAAGAACUGGAAUAUCUGAUUACACAGGAUCGUCGUAAAUUACAACAAUUAUUAUGUGAACAUGAUUCUGGAAGAACUAAAUCUGCAGCAGAAUUACUCAAUGAUAUAGAGGACAUUAAUUGUAAUUUAGAAGUAUAUGAAUCCAAACUUCAGUGCCUUUCUCAAUUACGAUCUCAACUAUCCUGUUCAUCAGAUGACUCCGCCCAGCGAGAUUAUCUCGCUUCUAUCGCAGAUCUCCGCAAUCAGUUAUUCUCCUUCAGUAAACGGUGCCGUGACGCUAAACAUAAUCUAGAUGAUGAAGAAUUGCGUGGAGAUGAAGUGGAUAUUACCCAGUACCCUAUAGCAGCUGCUACCGUUCUAGAACAGGCUGAUUUCACUGAUAAAAUUAAUUUAGAUGUUGAUGCAGAACUUGAAUCGAAACCCAGUAAAAAGAAAUCCUGGUUAUCAUCGUGUCCUCUACAAUUGGCAGCUCUCAUUAUGACAGCAGGUCUAGUUUAUCUCAUGGAUCCCGACGUCAUCGACAAAAUUACCAACUUCUCUGUUACAAUCAAUCCGGAGUUAAAAUACGUUAGCGGCCCCCCUCCAGCAUAAUUAUACAGAUUUAUUAUUAUAGCCGUAGAUAUGAUCUACGCUUAUUGUACAUAUAUAAUUAAUUUCAAAUGGUGCAAAUUUUUUUCUCUCAAUAGGUUGUGUUAUGUUUGAGGAAUGCAAUUCAAAUGAUUUGUUUUCUCAAGGGGAAUAACUCCUGUGCUAUAAAUGAUCAUUUGGUGCUGGCUUGAAUGGAAUAUUUAGUUCUAAUGAAAUUUUUCGAUAUGAUUUAUUAAACUAAGGAUAAGUAAAUGUAAGAUUCUAAUUUUAAUGAUUCUAUAAAAAGCUUAUCUUAUGUCUGUAAAUCAUAUUUUAAAAUUUCUCCUGUGCUACAUUUUCUUUCAAGUAAGACUUGUUAAUGGAUUAAGAAUUCUCAAAUUGUUUUGAAAUCCUUUAGUAGCAGGCUUGGAAAUAAAAUCUGAGGCACAACUGAAUUUAUGUCGGACAUGUAUCUAAAACACCGAAACGGAAAAUCUCUGCCGGACUUUAUGACAGGUACCAGAGAGAUUUGUGCCUGACCAUAUCUGUAAAAGGUAGCCUAUUUCCAGGCAUAAAUUAUAAAACAACAACUCUGAACAAAUAGUUUUAUUUAUGAUAAACACAGACUUUAGAUAUAAAGACUGAAUAUAUUAUACAGUAAAAUAUUUGUGUCAAGAAUUGUUGAUUUAUUUCAAACUACAAGGAUUGCAAUAAAAAUGUCCUGUUAGGAGUUUGUUUGAAAUAAAACAAAAUAUAUGUGUUCAAUACACAUAGAUGUUAUUAUUGAUGUGCAUAUACUUGUAAGUUAUUGAGUUAUACAUACAUAAGUAAUAUAACAGUAUGUAUAUAUACAGAUAAAUAAAUAAAAUUAUGAAAAUCGUAAAUUAAAAAAAAAAAAGAAAUAAACUAGUAGGAGGGGUUAAGGAUAGAACAGUGGUUCACAUGUUGGAUAAGAAUAUGAUGGAUCAUGUAGCAUUACAUGUGUGAUAGAAAAAAACAACAAAUACAUUAAAUGUAUGUUGUUGUUGAAAGAGGCUCAGGGGUGGCCUGUAUGGAAAGAAAUUCCAUGUUGACGGAAAUCUUCAAAUUGUGGUACUUUUAACCUAAAUGGGUUAUUUGACUACAUAAGUUUGAAGUUGCUCUCGUGAGUUUAAACAUUUUCCAAAGAAUGCCUGGCUCCCAGUGUUGUAGUAGAUUGAACGCUUGUGUGUCAUUAACAUUGUGGAAAAGGGGUGCGCUACAAAGUCUCCUUUGGAAUUUGGGAAAGCGUUAAAAGAGUUGAUAGAAUUAAGAAUUACGUUAAAGAGAGCGAGAUAAGAGAUAUUAUCUACCAAUGCCUAUAUAAGGAUUAAUAUUGGUAAGAUAUUAAAAAUAUAAACAAAUUAAAGAUUGUUUAUAGAAUUAUUCUAGGAUAGAAAAGUCUAAAGAAAGGAACUUGUAUAGUUUCACGUCUUGACUAGAUACUUAUUAUAAUAGAGGCCUAAGGCCCUAAGUUGUCGACGGUGUCGCAACAAAAUAUGGAUGUAUUCGAAUAGCGUACUACAGAGAAUAAAAUUUAAUACUGUCGGGUCAUGAAAGGUAAUGGAUAGGUGGCAUUGGAUGUUCCAGAAUUGGAUAGGGACCCGGUUUCUGCCAAGCACCUGCCAAUUGUAGGUGAGCUGAUCCAAAUGCGAGAUCUUAGCUUUAUGGACUUACGAUAUACUGGAAAAGUGGUAUUUGGUGUUCACGAAAGCAUACCCUGCUUUGUUUAAAACAUCAGUCGUUACUAAUAGCGAAAUGUUGUGAUGAUUGAAUAUAAACCAAAAUGGUGAAGUGAAAUGAAUUAGGGUUUAACGUCCUACUUUUCUGCACCAAUAGGGCAAAUGAAGAUGGCCCAAACUGUAUUGUGAUGUAGUGAUGCACAUAGAGUACACAAAUGGUAUUAAAAUAAUACCCAAAAAAAUAUGGUAAAAGUUACCAAAUAUGGUUAAACUUACCAAAUAUGGUAAAACUUACCAAAUAUGGUUUAAAUUGCCAUCAAUAUAUAUUAACGCUUUAUAUAACAAUGAUUAUAUAUUGCUAAUUAAUCUACCUAGAAUAAAAUGGAAGGAAGAAGAGCCAAGGGAAGGUAAUGAUAAACAUGUGAACCCUGUUAAAUACUGUAAAUGAAUCAAAUUUAUACUAAAAAUAAAUUGUGUAAAUUUGAAUUUUUAAUAUUUUUAUUUUACUUAAAUUGUAAGUUAAAAUUUUUUUAAAAUACAUCAAAAGCAUUUUCAUCCGUAUAAUAAGCCCACCAAUUUCAUUUAUAAAUGUCCAGCAUGACUUGUGCCAUAAUUUCAUUAGAUAAUUUCAUAAAUUCAUUUUUUCUUAGUCACUGCCAAAUUAAAAUAAAUUGCAACAAUCCAAAGUCUGAUAAUUAUUAGAAUUUUCAUCAUUUUGUUCUCGGAAAUCAUUCGAUCCGUCUCAUCAUCAGUGAUUAUGUUGAUAUCAAAAUUUAUAGGUUUUAAAAUUUACGAUAUAUAUUAAUUUCAUCCAAUGGAGGCAUUGGUUUUAUGUCUCAAUUAAAAUUCAUUAAAUUAGUUUCAUACUUUUUGAUAAAGUCAUCCAAUUUUUAUGCUAAAAUCAUUUAUUUAACAAUUUUUAUACCUUUACGAGCAUCAUUUUUGUAAUUAAAACAAAAUAAUAAUUGAAAUGAAUUUGGAUACUAUUUUAUGUACAUUUUGGCUUGUGGCUUUGAUCUGGGACUAUGCUAGCUACCCUUAGUAGUAUAGAUGGAGUUAUGCCUGUCGUAUUACUGGAUAAUUGAGUCAGUUACCAUGUCAACAGUUCAGCAACAAUCUCCUGUAGUACUUCAUUUCUGGAAUUAAUCAAACUCAUCUCAGAAUGACAGGUAUAGCUUGAUCUUCAUCAAGGGUAGCUAAUUUAGUAGUGGAGCAACCAUUUUCAAGGUGUUUUAUAUAUUAACAGUAUUAAACAAUUACUGAUAGACAUAUAGGCAUUUAAACAAAUUAAACUGCUUUAUUCUUCACCAAAAAUUUUAAAAUCUACUUGCGAUUUCAUUGUUAAUUAUUAAAACAGUUGAAAUUUGUCUUGUGUGAAAUUUGUUAAAGUAUUUUAUCUACAGUACAUGUACUUACAAAAAUUAGUAUCAAUAAUAUUAUUAUUAGAAUUAUGGUGCAUUAUAACACGAUAAGGCCUUGUGUAAUAAAUGUACACAAAAUUGAGUAUGGGUUACUCGAUUAUGAAUAUUUAUUACUCAAUUAUGAGUAUUUAUUACUCAAUUACGAGUAUUUAUUACUCAAUUACGAGUAUUUAUUACUCAAGUAUGAGUAUUUAUUACUCAAUUAUGAGUAUUACUCAAUUAUGAAUAUUUAUUACUCAGUUAUGAAUAUUCAUAAAUAUUUAUUACUUGAUAUUAAUUCACCAAUGAUGUAAAUAAUCAUAUUAUUAUUAUAAAUAUAGUUCUCAUAGAUAAUGAUUAAAUGUGUAAUAUUGAAAAAGUUACACAUUUUGGCAGCCAUUAUUUAUAAUUGACCUAGAUAUUGUAUUAAUUAAUGGUACAGUAUAUUUAUCAUUUAAUAUGAAUUAAUUAUCAUUUCUGACACGUUUAUAUAUUUUGAUUCUUACAUCGUGCAGCGACAGUUAUAAAACUGUUUAUUGUAUGACUUAAGACAUACAUGUUAAUGAACAUGCACAUGCAUUUUAGUGCCUAUGCAUGUAAUAAUUUAUCAGGAUUAUUAAAAUGGCAGAGGAUAACAGUAUAGUACGAAUAAAAAUUAGGUAUAUUUUAAAAAUUUAUAAAUUAAUUUUUGUACUUUAGAGAUAGGAAAAAGAUAUUUUGAUAGCCAUGUAAGCGAUCUUUUAUUCCAGUUUAUUCAAUCCUAAUAUCUAAAAUUAACGACUUUUUACGAUUAAUUUGUAUGAAGACAUGCUGGAGGGAGGGUUGUAUUGCUCCCUUCUGAAAGAGCCAUUAUUUGAAUAUGACUUAUUCUAAUAUAUUCAGAAUAAUGGAAUGGUGGGAGGGUUGUAUCGCGCCCCUCUGAAAGAGCCAUUAUUUGAAUCAUAUGACUUAUUCUAAUAUAUUCAGAAUAAUGGAAGUUCUAUUUAAAUUUCUCCAACAGGUGUGGGUUGUAUUGUUGGUGAGGACUUUUAGUCAGUCAAUGAGUCGAGUCAGUUGUUAAGAUUAAAAAGUUGUAAAUAUUCUUUGUAUAAAGAAAAGAUAUAGAAUUCUAAAAUUGAAGCUCCCAAAAGUUUGUUGUUUUUUCUUUUUUUUAAAUGUAGGAUUUGUAACAAAAAAAAAAUUAAAUUUGCAUAAAGUGUCUUACAAAUCUGAAUAUGCAUAAUGAAUGGAAAAUUCUGAACAAAGUUGUGAUAUUAAAUUCAAAAGAUUUGAGAGUUGUGCUGAAUUUUUAGAAUUUUAAAUCUUGCAUGUAUAUUUUAAUGGGAUUAAGUCUUUACAGUUAGAAUUGUUAAUGUUGUAUUGUUUACUAUUUCUAUUUCUAGAAAUAUAUAACUGAUAUUUUAGUGCAGAUACUGUUGCCCUUUUUCUGGUUUUCCUCGUAUUAAAACAGACACCAUCUUCACAACAUCAAGUUGUUACCAUGUGUUUUCAUACUUUGACUGUGUUAGCCGACAUGGUCAUUGAAAGGUAUAUGUGUAUAUACCUUUAAUAGUUAGCUGAGUAGAAGAAGUUGACAAUAUGCAGUUACAAUGUGUUUUGAUACUUUGACUGUGUUAGCUGACAUGGUCAUAUAUAUAUAUAUAUAUAUAUAUAUAUAUAUAUAUAUAUAUAUAUAUAUAUACACCUUUCAAAGUUAGCUGAGUAGAUGAAGUUUACAAUAUGCAAUUACUAUUAGGUGAAGAGACUUAGUUGACAAUAUGCAAUUUCACAAAGAGACUUAGUUAACGUUAUGCAUUUACGGUAUGGUCAAUAGACUUAGUUGCUUGGAGACAUAAAUUUGUAACGAGCCCUGUGAUUGUUGCAAUUUGUUAGUUUUGGAUGUCAUUCCAAUAGCUUCUGCAUUGCAGCAAAGAUACCGAACACUGUCAUGAUAAUAUGACAAGUAUUUUGCAAUAACUUCAACAUUGCAGCAAGAACAGCUAACAUAGUCAUGGUACCAUAAAUAUGUUGUAAUAACUUGACGUUGUGAAGAUGAAACGACUAUACAAUGUAUAUAAUAUAGCAUUAUUUUCAGGGCAGUUAUUUCUCUAUCUAUGUAAGUACCACUACCUCUAGUCUAUAUCUAUCAUAUCUAUGUUCUACCUACUAAUUUAUAUAUAUAUAUAUACCACAAAUAUAGACUUAACUAAUAUAUUUCAUAUUAUGUAAGUUUGCUUGAAAUCUGAAGGGUCUUAACCCUUUAACCGUCGGACUAUGGUCAUGACCUAUAAGUAAAAAUGACAAAAAAUGUUAAAAUAUUUUAUAUCACUGAAUAGAGGAAUUCAAGAUCUUUCCAAAAAUAUAUACAUUUGUAUGAUUUUUUCUUAAAUUUAAAGAAUUACAGGAUGUAACUAUAUGCUUUUCCUAGUCAAACCCCAAAACAAACCGAUGGUUCAAGGGUUUAGGAACCCGUGGCUUCAAUUUGUUUUAGAGCGAGUCACAUGUUUGUUUAGAUAAUCAGAUGUGGGCUUCAAGUUUGAAGUUCAAAUUGGUAUCAUGCAUGCUAGAAUGCUACAAAAUGUUUAGGAAAUUUGGCCAUCAAAUGUCUAGAAAUUUUAUAUGAAAACUUUUAAAAAUUUCUAUUAAUAUAAUUAGUUCUACUUUCAAUUUUCUUUAGAUAUAAAUACAGGUAAACAUCAGGAUAAUUUGUGUCAUAUGCUUUUUAUGUCCGUGUAAUGUCAGUUUUUUCUGGUUGUCUUUUUAUUUCUUCAGUAUUUAUUAAGUUAAGAUUUCUUUUGGUACCGGUAUCACUUGGUAUUUUUCUUGUUUUUUGGUUAAAAUUUAAUUUUUGCUUGGUGUUUUGUGGCAAAUACAUUCAUUUGAAAUGUAAAAUGUAUUAUUCGGAUUUCUGCAUGAAAAGAAAAAAGAAAAUGAAGCAGAAUUUAAAUAUUUUUAAAGCAUAAAGAUAAUUAGUUUUGAAAAAUUUUAGAUUUUUAUAUUUGUAAUUUGAUAUGCACUUUUUUCACCUCAUUAAUGAACGACUAUGAAAUACGGCACAAAAACAGGUACAGUGCUCUGAUUGUAUGCCCCUCCCCACGAUGUGUUCAUACGUAUACAUUAUCAUUUUGGAUGAAUAAUGUAGAAAUUAUGAAAAUUAUUUGGUUAUAUUGAAACCCAAAUACAUGUAUCAUUUCUAAUAAAUGUAUAAAAUAUAUAAUAUAUUAUGCUAAAUAUUUUCACGAGGAAGAAAAAAAAAAGCUAAGAAAAAAUUAAUAAAUGAAUUACCUAGUUAGAAAAUAAAAAAAAGACAAGGAUAA